GAGCCGGUGCAGCAGGACAGACUAGCGAGGUUACGGCACCGCUUGGACCAGCAGCAGAGCAAGUUGAAUCGGCUGAGAUUAUUAAGGUCACAGACUGACGCUUCGCGAGCGAACAAUGCCACCCUCACCUCGGAUCUGGACUGCAUCAAAGCGCUGUUCAACGAGAAGGAGAAGGAACUGUCGCUGGCGGUGGCCAAGGUCGAGGAGCUGACGCGACAACUCGAAGAGCUGAGGGGCAGACACCCCGGGCCCGGAUACCUCGUCACCCCGGCCAGCGCCGAGCUCGAGAAGCUGAGGAGGGAGCUGCUCUUCCGCAACAAGAUGAACGAGCAGCAGAAUCAGGUGGUGUCUCAGCAGCGUCUCGCCCUGGCGCAGCGUCAAGCGGAGAUGUCGUCCAUAGACGCGCGAAUAGCUCAGCUGCAGGGUCGACUGCAGCGGAAGCGCGCUCUCAACCAGCGACUCAGCCAGCAGCUAGUGCAGCAACAGCAGCACAAUCAGAUCAACGCCGCGCGACCGCCGCCGAACAACAAGCAAGAUCACUUGGUCGGCGGCAAACCGCGACCUGCCGGCAACAUCGCGGCUAUCGAGCCCUACUCGCACAUACCCAACGACAAUGAUUUCAGCUUGAACAAAAACGAUCCCAAGUAUCAAACGCUGCCGUAUAAUACCAAGUUUGCAGUGAACUUCAAGGCGAAUCUACAGCAACAGCAGCAACAGCAACAACAGCAGCAACAACAGCAGCAGCAGCAACAACAGCAGCAGCAACAACAGCAGCAACAGCAGCAACAGCAGACGUCGCUCGAAGAUGACGUUAAUAAAAAUAAGAUUCAGCAUAGCACCAGUGCGUCACAGAUCGGUACAAGGACCACCAAUGUUCAGCUUAGUCAUCAAGUUGCCCACAGUCAAGCGCAGUCGCACGUACAAGGUCAAUCACAACUUCUCAAUUCCAAUCAAACGCAACAGCAGCAGCAGCAGCAACAACAACAACAACAACAGCAGCAGCAGCAACAACAACAACAACAAACGAACAAUAACAAUAACAAUGUUAACAAUAAUAACAACAACAAUACUGCCAAUCAUAAUUUCGUCGGUGAAGCUACGCGACUGCAUCAACAAUCUCAGCAACAACAGCAGAAGCAACAGCCACCGAGGAGUCUGCCUAAUCAUCAGAAACCAGUGUCAAGCGUCGCGCCGAGUUUUCCCGUCAAGUCACCCAUCUAUCAAACGUCCUCGACCAAGAUCCAUCCUGUUAUGCCGCAGACACUCAGCCUCAUCGGCAGAGGCCAUCCGGCUACUCAAAGCAGUUACGCGACAAACCCUCAAAAUCAAAAUCAAAAUGGCAGGGAUGCAAGUUCAGUAAUGGGAUCAGCAAUGCAAAACGGCCAACAGCAGCAGCAACAGGAAUCGAACUUUAGCACUCGACACAAUUACCCAGUAGUUGUGUCGCAGCAACAACAACAGAGUAAUACGCAGCACGUGGCCACGACAGUGGCAGCGUAUCAGUCGCAGAACUCACCGAAUUUGCCGCAAAGCAGUGGCUCGAUAUUCUCCGGCUACGGUUACGGCCAGACGGCUCAACCAAACCUCGACGAGAGGCUCAAGAUUCCCGAGAAAAUUGCUGCAUUGGAACAACAACAACAGCAGCGUUUCGACCAGAAUCUCAUAAGCAAGUACGAGCCACACAGUAAGCUGUACGAGCAAUCGUCAGUGAACAAACACGAACAACAGCAGCAAACGUCGACGAAGCAAGAGCACAGUACGCAGCCUUUAAAGCACGAACAAAGCAAGUUCGAUCACCUUGCUUCCAGGUUUGAGCAGAAGCACGAUCAUACGAGCAAGUUCGAGCCACCGAGCAAGUUGCCGGAAAAGCCAUUCGAGUAUGAGCGCAAGCAAGAGUCCAAGCCUGAACCGGACAAAGGACCCAAGCCUGCACUUCCACCCAAACCAAGUAAACCCAAUCCACCACCAAGACUCACUCCACACGAGAAGGUUGACGCUAACUGUGACUCACCUGACACAAAGAUCAAUGUUAAUUUACCUUCCAGACCGGAAAAGGAGGAAGACGCACUCCCACCGAUUCCUACCUCGGAGCCACCGGAAUCGCCGACAGAUUCCCAAUUGGCGAAUCAACAACAACAAUUGCAUCAGGUGAUCAAAGCUCGGCCACUGGGUUUGAAAAAGUCUCCGUUAUCAGAGCAACCAAAGCUUCGUUAUAACAAGUCGAACGUGCACGUAUCUAUCAAUCGACGAAUUGAAAUGCCCCCUGCCUUCCUGUUCCCCGAGACCGAGAUUCCCGCGGAUCUUAUGCAAACGGAGCAACAAUCGCAACAACAGCAACAAGUAGAUGUUACCGAUUGCAAUCCAAUCAAGAGGCAUAUCGUUAGUCCAGUCAGUCACGAGGAAAUUUGCAACGAAAAGUUAGAGGAUUCGGAUAUUAUCGACGCACUUAAUGUACUUAAUAUCGAAGACAAUCAUAAGCUAAAGUCAGAGACAAUCGAGAUCGAGAGUAGUAACGUGGUGGUAACGGUGAAUAAGCAAGCAACGGCAGCGGACGUGCUAAGGCGUAAAAAGGGUAACCUCAAGUCCACGACGGGCAAGGCCAAUUUAUCGAGGCGGGUCAGCUUCGACCCGCUCGCUUUACUCCUCGACGCGAGUCUCGAGGGUGAACUCGAACUCGUCAAGAAAACAGCUAAGGAGGUAGCUAAUCCAAGCUCUGCUAACGACGAGGGUAUCACCGCGUUACACAAUGCCAUUUGCGCGGGUCACCUCGAAAUCGUCAAGUUCCUCGUUGAGUUUGGCUGUGACGUUAACGCUCAGGACAGCGAUGGAUGGACUCCCUUGCACUGCGCUGCCAGUUGUAACAACCUAGCAAUGGUAAGAUUUUUAGUGGAGCACGGCGCCUGUAUCUUUGCCACGACGCUAUCCGAUCACGAGACUGCUGCGGAGAAAUGUGAGGAAGAUGAGGAAGGUUUCGAUGGAUGUUCUGAGUACCUGUAUAGCGUUCAAGAGAAACUUGGCAUAAUGAACAAUGGACAGGUGUACGCUGUGUUCGAUUACGAUGCGCAACAUAGUGACGAACUUUCAUUAAAAAAUGGUGAUUCCAUGGUGAUAUUGCGAAAAGGUGAUGAUAAUGAGAGGGAAUGGUGGUGGAGUAAGCUUGGCAAUCGAGAGGGCUACGUUCCCCGAAACUUAUUAGGCCUAUAUCCAAGAGUGCAACCAGCAAAAGCAGACUGAAAGAGAACUUUACAAUUAGAAGUGUUCCGCGUCGAUUAAUCAUGUAUUACCGCAGUAUUCAAUUCGCAACUUUAUCUUUAUAUGUAUAUCAUAAUCUGUGUAUCACGCACGGAUAUUGUUCUUAAUCGAUCAAUCUUCUUAAGAAUUUUCAAAGUCCUAUAGAAAUCGUUCUCUUGUAGCGAAGCAAUGUUUUACGAUGCUCUGCUCGGUUUAUUUGAGAAAAAAAGUCGAUCGAAAUUAACGUAUUAUUUAUUAGAAAUAUUUGUAGAGAUUCUCUUUUUUUCACUUACUCGUCGCGUUUUUUUGUAAAUAUUUAUGUAUCGCUUGUUAUUGUACGAGAGCACCACUCGCAUCGUCGCAAUUUUAGACAAUACUUGCUGUAUUUUCCGUAGCAUUACCGCGCAGUGAAAUUCGUCGUGGCGUAAUAUCAAAAAUAAACAAAUGUAACGUGACAAUACAAAAUAUUUGAGGAUAUUUUGUGUUGAAGUCUGUAUUAAUGUAUAAGUAAUGUAUCAUACAAAAACAUAUCUAAAACGAGAAAAAACUAUAUUUUAGCAGAAAGCUAUGUAUAUUGUAAAUGCCCGAGAAAUUGAUUGAAUUCAUGAGUAUUGAUAUGCAAUAAUGUUUAUUGCAAUUGAGCACUGAUUUUUCUUUUAAUGUUUGUAAAAUAUAAUUAGAUGUAUUCUAAUAUAUAAGUUUUGUGGGAUUUCACUGCACGGUUGAAACACUGAAAGAUAUUUAAGUAAUUUUCAUACUAUAUUAAAUUGCUCAUACUCCAAAGAUAAUGUGGAGUAAGGUAUUGUAUGUAUGUACUUAACUUUUUUUUUUUGUUCGUUUGUUUCACCUAAAUGUUCGAGUUUAGAUGAAGUCAAAUUUGCAUUAACGCCAAUUUGAGUUUACUUCGUAAUAUUUUUGUGAUCCGACUGGUUAUUCGGAUUCGGAAAAUUAUUUGCGACUGUAUAAAUGUAAACUUGCCAAUGAAAAGGACUUUUAGUUAAUUUCGUCGUCAUAAAUUGAAAAAAACAUAAGUAUUCUAGAAACUUGAAGAGAUUAAAUUCAGUAUAUAUAUAUAUUUUUUCUUUUUGUUUGGAUUCUGUGCAUAAGUUAUAAGAGUUUUACGUAAGCCUACAGUAUCAUAAUGUAGUUUCAGAAUUUUGAAAGCACAGACGGAUGUAUUUUGACGAUCUGUACGACGAUGAAUUGUAACACAACACCUAUUGUUAAUGAAACAUGUGCCUUUAAAAGUAAUAAUAAAUUUUAAAUUUAAGAUUAUUGCCCGAUAUUACAUGAGAAAAAUAAUAAAUUG
Phymastichus coffea is the source of this 4540-nucleotide messenger RNA. RefSeq names its product apoptosis-stimulating of p53 protein 1 (gene ASPP). The annotation marks the transcript as partial. Gene Ontology annotation, cellular component: nucleus. Gene Ontology annotation, biological process: regulation of apoptotic process. The transcript has 12 exons. NCBI's taxonomy places the organism in Eukaryota, Metazoa, Arthropoda, Insecta, Hymenoptera, Eulophidae. Gene Ontology annotation, molecular function: p53 binding. The record is from RefSeq and is a predicted model, not a curated record.